Cladocopium goreaui is the source of this 801-nucleotide messenger RNA. NCBI's taxonomy places the organism in Eukaryota, Dinophyceae, Suessiales, Symbiodiniaceae. The record is from the annotation of a GenBank genome assembly.
AUGGCGAAUUUCUUCAAUCAACCAGGCUGUGGCAGCUGUGGCGGCCGUGGUGGCUGUGGCAGCUUUGGGUUGCAAUAUGGGUUCUCUGCAAUGAACGUGCCAACAUAUGGGCCACCGGAUAGACGUGAGCAUCCGGCAGAAAGUGCCUUGCAGUCCUUUGCAUGGAACCAAUCUUUGCAUCCUCCAGGCAUCGGAAUGCAAUACUCUGCUUACUCUGCGCCAGUUCCACAACCAUGGCAGCCAUGGCAGCAACCACCAGUGGUACCAGCUUCUCAAUAUGUGCCUUCUUUGAGAGCCAACGUGAUUGACUUCUACCGCCGCCAUGCGCCUGAGCACCUCGAACAGAAUUUUGUGGACGGACUAGUUGGUACUUUUCAAGGACGUGAAGUUGAGCUGGACCACCUGCUGCGUGAGAGGUACGGUACUGGCUUGUUCCAACAGCCACGUGCUGUGAAUACCUCUUACCAUGGCCAUGGGUAUCCCUGUGCCGGUUCGUCCGCACAAAUUGGGUUGACAGCGGCAUCUGUGAGACAGACAGGUGGGAUUCCAUCUGCAUCUGGCCAGAGAGGUGACUCACACAGGAACAAGAUGGCCAAGAGUGACUUGCACGACUUCAAGGUCACUCAGAAAGCCAACCUUCCGAGUGCAAGCUCAGCAGAGAGACAAAGCGGCUCUGCGGAAGGCUGGCAAGAUGACGGGGUUGGUUCCGGACUACAUGUAUCUGAGGAGGUGGCCAAAGCAAUCAUGGGCAUCUCAGCCAUGAAGCGUCGAAACGACCUUAUGCAGUGUAUCAUUUGGUAG